Messenger RNA from Silurus meridionalis, 1132 nucleotides. It is a transcript of the gene cln8, whose product is annotated as CLN8 transmembrane ER and ERGIC protein. Bases 164 to 1000 code for a protein of 278 amino acids. Gene Ontology annotation, cellular component: membrane; endoplasmic reticulum. Gene Ontology annotation, biological process: lipid homeostasis. The record is from RefSeq and is a predicted model, not a curated record. NCBI's taxonomy places the organism in Eukaryota, Metazoa, Chordata, Actinopteri, Siluriformes, Siluridae. The transcript is spliced from 4 exons.
GUGAUCUAAUAGCUGUCAUAUGAGAUUCAGUUGUGUUGGAUGAAGAACAGAAGGACCCGCGUCUGAAUGGAGUUCGCGACUUCUUCAAGAAACACACCCAUGCGAUCCGUUAGGUGAGGGACCGGCGCUCGCGUGGAAAGGAAGCCCUCGAGCCUAAGAAAACAUGGCGUCCGUAGGGAAUGGAGCCUUCGAACUGGAUUACAGCUCCACAUCUGUACAGCUGCAGCUCAUUGGCCUCGGCUUCGGCUUCUACACCGUCGUCUUCCUCCUGUCCCACUUCCUCUCUGUCCUGAUGUCCCAGACCUACCGCUCUCUGUCCACGAAAGAGAAGGUGUUCUGGUGUUUGGCAGCGACGCGGGCGAGUUUCGGCGUGCAGGGUUCAUGGGCGGGGUUACGUGCUCUGAUGGAGGACGGCCCCGUGUUCAGUGAUAAGAUGCGUGGACAGAGCAGCUGGUCCUGGUUCACUGUGCUGACGGGGUGCGGGUUCUUCUUGUUCGAGAACACGGCACUUCACGCGUCCAACCUGGCAUUCAGAUCGUUCGACGUUCCGCUCGCCGCUCACCACGCCUUCGCCCUGGCCGGAUUUGUCGGCACCGUCCUGUACAGGGACAUGGGACACUUCCUGCCUGUUGUGACGCUGCUGCUGGAGAUGAGCACACCGUUCACCUGCGUCUCCUGGAUGAUGCUCAAGGCUGGUUUGUCUCUUACCAUAUUGUGGAGAGCGAAUCAGUGGUUGAUGAUCCACAUGUUCCACUGCCGCAUGGUGCUGAUGUACUACAUGUGGUGGGUGUGUUGGUGUAACUGGACUGAGAUGCUCGUGUACGUUCCUCUGCUCCAGCGCCUUAUCUUCUUCACAGGCCUGGCGCUCCUCACACUCAUCAUCAACCCCUUGUGGAUGCACAAAAAGACCAUGCAGCUACUCAACCCUGUCGACUGGAACUUCAGCAACAAACCGGCACCCGAGAACUGCCCCACAGGGGGUAAAAUACACCGUAACUGAACUCGGAUGACUUGGGACACUGAGUGGAGGAGGAGGAGGAGUGAGGGUCACUGAGUGGAGGAGGAGGAGGAGUGAGGGACACUGAGUGGGGGAGGAGGAAGAGGAGUGAGGGACACUGAGUGGGGGAGGAGG